This is a messenger RNA of Solanum dulcamara, 1608 nucleotides long. RefSeq names its product autophagy-related protein 8C-like. The record is from RefSeq and is a predicted model, not a curated record. Gene Ontology annotation, biological process: cellular response to nitrogen starvation. Lineage: Eukaryota; Viridiplantae; Streptophyta; Magnoliopsida; Solanales; Solanaceae. Bases 161 to 652 code for a protein of 163 amino acids. The transcript has 6 exons.
GAGAAAAUUUGGGUGCGUCUUUCACUCUCUUUGUGUAAGGUCUUCUUCCCUUUAAAAAAAAAAACGGAUUUUUCUCCCUACUUGGAUCUUUUUGCCUUUCUAUGAAAAAACCCUAAUUUUGCAGAUACCCCAUUUUUUUGUUAAUCAUUCUCAGAUCACCAUGGCCAAGAGCUCCUUCAAAUUGGAACACCCACUUGAGAGGCGACAAGCUGAAGCUGCUCGUAUCAGGGAGAAGUACCCUGAUAGAAUACCGGUGAUUGUGGAGAAGGCUGAAAGAAGUGACAUCCCUGAUAUUGACAAGAAAAAGUAUUUGGUUCCGGCGGAUCUGACCGUUGGACAAUUUGUGUAUGUUGUUCGAAAGAGGAUUAAGCUCAGCGCUGAGAAAGCCAUUUUUAUCUUUGUGAAGAAUAUCCUCCCCCCUACAGCUGCCAUGAUGUCCGCCAUUUAUGAGGAACACAAAGAUGAGGAUGGCUUCCUGUACAUGACCUACAGUGGCGAGAAUACCUUUGGAUCCUGUUUCUCUGAAUCCUCAGAAUCAAGCCGAUUCGUCUGCAAUGGCGACGUUUGUGUUCUUCGUGAUCACAACAAAGUCAUUGAUCAGAAGAAGAAGAAGAAGAUAAGCUUGAGGAUCCCCUUUUCUCCCCGCAAAUAGUGAAAAAAGAACUAGUGAUUCUAUUUCUGAUCUUGUACGACAAGAUUCCUGGGCGGAAGGUGGAUUUUGAAUAGCAGAUCAGAAGGAUUAUGAAUUUCUGAAUCUCAGAGACGGAUUCCGGAUUCAAACUCAAUGAGUUCUGUCCGUAAGUUAUUUAGCAUUGAAAUCGCUGUAUUUUAAAAAAAAUAUAUUAUAGUUUCGGACCUAUUAUUUAUUAUUGCAAUCGUAGUGAAUGUUUAUGUGUAAAUUUAUGUUCCGUUAGUGGAUUCAGUUGAAUCGCAGCUGCUGCAUCUGUCUCUAUUUCUGAUACUAGACUUUUUGUUGUAUAGAGAACUUGUAGUAAAUCAGUAUUUUUAUUUUAUAUAAUAUUGACGGAGCUUGAAUGAAAUUACAUUGGCCAGUGAAAAUUUAUAUAGCUAUGCAAAACCGACAGAAAAAUCUUAAUAGUUCAAUUAAUUGGUUAUCUGAACUUUCACCUUAUUGGUAAGAGUUCGAUUCUCCACUCUGUUUCUGUAAUCUCCUCAAAUUUUGAAUUUAUGAGUUCAAAGUUGGAAUUCUACCGGGUCUCGCAUAAAUUUUUUGGAUUCGAAAUCUAUUAAGUCUAGUGGAUCUUUUAACACACGUACAAGGCCUACGCAAAACUAGUUCCUUCAUAAAACUAUUUAAUUCGAAUGAAUCCUUAGCUCCUUCACUAGAUUCGGCCCAGUUUCUUUGAUUUUUUACUUGGUGUCCGAAGGUCGUAGAGUCCCGACUAAAUCCGGAGCAAGACCCAUCCGCUCCAGUUGAUAUAGAACCAUAACAUACAUGCAGAAAUAAGCAAACUUCAAACUUUAAAGUUCUUAGUAUUGAUAUAAUAUUUGUUGCAAUUUUAGUUAUUUGCACUGGAGUUUAAUCGGACCAUAGCGUAUAAGCUGCACCUACCUCAGCAUGAGAGAUUGACUAGCUGCCAUCAAAUC